AUGCCGAUAACAAGUAAAGGGUCAAGGCGGAGGGCGUGGGUCAGCGGUCCCUGUGUGUGUCCAAGCCUCUGGCGGCGGAAGCCACUCUAUUAUUUCUGCAUCGUCCUUGUUCUUGUUCAGUCCAAAACUGUCCUUGGAGCACUUGAACUCCAGCUGGAUGAAGAGCAGCCAGCAGGGACUAUUGUUGGGGACAUCAGUGCUGGGUUGCCACCAGGUGAAAGUGCCAGCCUUUACUUUAUCUCUGACCAUGAAGGCACCGGCGUUGGCAAUGAUCUCAACAUUGAUGAAACCACAGGAAUCAUUACCACUGCGCAGCGUCUGGACCGUGAGCAGAGGGACCACUAUAGCUUUAUCGCAGUGACCAUGACGGGAACCACAAUUGAGGUGUCAAUCACCGUAAAUGACAUCAACGACCAUGCGCCCGUGUUCCCCAAAAAGAAAGCUGCACUCAAGAUCCCUGAGCACACAGCAGUUGGGACUAGGUUUUCCCUGGAGCCUGCAACAGAUGCAGACAAGGACCAGCUGACCACCCAAGGCUAUGCGAUUAAAGAGGGAAAUGUAGGCCAGGCAUUCAAACUGGAGACCAAGCGAGCUGCCAACAAAGUGCUGUAUCUAGACCUUGUUGUGAAUGGACUGCUGGACAGGGAGAAACGCUCAUCCUACAGCCUUGUUCUGGAGGCCUUUGACGGGGGUUCACCAAGAAGGAUGGGAUCCAUGACUCUGGAGGUGACCGUGACCGACAUCAACGAUCAUGCACCGGUCUUCAAUCAGAGCAGAUACCAUGCCAUUAUCUCCGAGAGUCUCCCACAAGGCAGUAGCAUCCUACAGGUGUUUGCAGCAGAUGAGGAUGAGGGCGAUAACGGUCUUGUACUUUAUGAGAUCAACCGGCGCCAGAGUGAUCCCGACCGCUACUUUGUCAUGGAUGUCAAGUCUGGAAUCAUCACUCUGAACAGGCCCCUGGAUUAUGAACUGAAGAGAGUUCAUGAACUGGUGGUCCAGGCCAGAGAUAAUGCCAGCCACCCUGAGGUGACCAAUGCAUUUGUGACCAUUCAUGUCCGUGACUUCAAUGACAACCAGCCCACCAUGACCAUCAUCUUCCUCAGUGAGGAUGGCUCUCCUAGGAUCUCUGAAGGGGCCCAACCAGGCCAGUACGUAGCUCGAAUAUCUGUCACCGACCCAGACUACGGAGAGUACGCCAACGUGAAUGUGUCCCUCGAGGGGGGCGAUGGGAAGUUUGCUCUCACGACCAAGGACAGCAUCAUCUAUCUCAUAUAUGUGGACCAGGUCUUAGACAGAGAGGAGCGGGAUUCGUAUGACCUCAGGGUGAUGGCCACAGACUCCGGCACACCUCCCCUCAGAGCGGAGUCAUCCUUCACCAUCCAGGUGACUGAUGUGAAUGACAACCCCCCUCUGUUCGACCAGCAGGCCUACAGACAGACUAUUCCUGAGGUUGUGUACCCGGGCUCCUUUGUUCUUCAGGUCACUGCCAGGGACAAGGACCAGGGCCCCAAUGGAGACAUCAAAUACAGCCUCCUCAAGGGCAAGAACUCGCACUCUGAUUGGUUUUCCAUUGACCCAGACACAGGGAUAAUUACCACGGCCAUGGCUCUGGAUUUCGAAUCAGAGCCGGCACCGAGUGUGACUGUGGUUGCGACGGAUAGCGGCCGGCCGCCACUUUCAUCCACAGCAAAGGUGGACAUAGUCCUGCAGGAUGUUAACGACAACACACCUGUGUUCUCCAGCAGCUUCUACAAUGCAUCCAUCAAGGAGAACACUCCAGCUGGGACCUGCUUCUUAGAGGUGUCGGCCGCAGACCAGGAUCGUGGUUCCUUUGGCGCUAUAUCCUACACCCUGGGCUCAGGAUCUGGAAGUGCAGUACCAUCACACUUUACUGUAGACAAGGAGACGGGGCAGCUUUGCACCAGUGCAGCUCUGGACCGGGAUGAUGGAUUGGACAAGUUUGAUUUGACUGUCACUGCAACAGACGGCGGUGGUCUAAGCUCAGUCGCCCGUGUGAGGGUCACUGUGGUGGACAUCAAUGACAACCGGCCCGCCUUCUAUCCAGUCCUGUACACCGUCAGUCUCAGUACCCAUAGUGCUCCAGGAACCUCUGUCGUGAAGGUGACAGCAGUUGACCCAGAUGCUGGAGAAAAUGGGAGGGUGACCUACCGCACGAUACCUGGAGGAGGCUCUGCUUUCUUCACCCUCAACAAGGACACAGGUGUGAUCUCUCUCUCUCGCUCACUCCACGGCAAAGCCAACACGGUGAUCUCUAUGGUGAUAUCAGCCGAGGAUGGUGGCGGGUUAACGGCCCCGGCUAAUGCCAGAGUGAACGUGAGUGUGGUGGGAGGUUCUGUGGCAUCUCCGGUGUUCGAACAGGCUCAGUAUUUCUUCACCGUGUCUGAGGAUGUUCUCAGGGGGACGGCAGUGGGAGUUGUUCGUGCUGCCACCAAGACAGGCGGUGCUAAGGAUAUCUUCUACUCCAUUUCCUCCGGGGACCCAGAUGGCUACUUCACAGUAGACAGUGCCUCAGGUACCAUCCGCACUGCCCUUCCGUUGGACCACGAAACCUGCUCCAGUCUCGAUCUAGAGAUCCAAGCACGCUCCGGUUCUCCUCCAGCGUAUGGAACCAGCCGAGUACGAAUAACCAUCUCAGAUGUGAAUGACAACGCUCCAACCUUCCUCCCUUCCUCAUCGGAGUCCCUCCUUCUACCUGAGAUCACCAAGAUGGGGACUGUUAUCUACACCAUCCAAGCCACCGACAAGGACUCCGGACAUAACGGUCAGCUCAGCUUCGAUCUGGUCUCAGCUGGGGCCGCAGGUAGCAGCGGUCAGAGGACGUUCGGUGUCGACCGAGGUAGCGGAGAGGUGCGUCUGAUUGGGAGUCUGUCAUAUGAGAGUGUCCCACGUUAUGACCUCCAGGUGGUGGGUAAGGAUGGUGGAGCCCCUCAGCUCAGCUCCACCUUCACCCUCGUAGUCCACAUUCAAGCGCAAGACGCUCAAGGCCCCAACUUUGACACCCUGACAUACCGCGUGGAACUCCGGGAAAACACACUGCUCAACACGCGCUUCCUUCAGGUUCGAGCUCUGAACAGAGAGGCCUCUGGGAAUGGUGGAGGCUCUUCCUCAUCCUCUGCUUCCUCUAUUUCUUACCGCCUCAGGCCAGACGGUGACGCUGCAGGUUUUGGCAUCAUGCCUGAUAGCGGUUGGCUGUUUGUUCGAAGCUCUCUGGACAGAGAGGUUAAAGACAUGUAUCUGCUGACCGUUCUGGCCACUUCAGGCCCAGGAGGGAUUGGGAGGACUGGAAGUGCCACAGUCAGGGUGACUGUGACGGACGAGAAUGACAAUUCGCCAAGACUGAGCCAGGAGAGGGUCUUCCUGGCUGUCAGGGAGAACUUGCUGGCAGGGACGGGCUUUGGAAGGGUUUCUGCGACAGACAGAGACGCUGGACUAAAUUCCAGACUCACUUACCGGCUGCUGCACUCGGACAGGCACUUCCAGAUUAACUCACAAACAGGCGAGAUCAGCACUCGCCUUGCUCUGGACAGAGAGCACCAGUCCAGCUACCAGCUCAUUGUGGUCGUUCAGGACGGAGGGACGCCUCCUCGCAGUGCCACUGGUACGGCUCACAUCACCGUGCUGGAUGAAAACGACCACGCCCCCAGUUUCACUCAUGCCAGGCCGGACAGGGAGCUGCUGCUUCAGGUUAUGGAGGGUCUGCCAUCUGGGACAGUCGUAGGGAUCCUCACAGCCAAAGACCCUGAUGAGGGAGAGAAUGGGACUGUGUACUACUCUUUGUCAGGCUCCAGAGCUGAGCGUUUCUCCCUCAACCCGACCAGUGGUGAGCUGAGAACAGCUUCCCCUCUGAGAAUGGCGGAACGGUCUGAGUACGCCUUCACUGUUACUGCUGCUGAUCACGGCACACCAGGCCUCAGCUCCUCCUGCCAGCUUCGGAUACAGGUCCUCAGCUCCUCCAGGUCAAACCCCAAGCCCAACCUGCUCCAAAUGACCCUGAACACAGUAGAAGGAGCCGCUCCAGGCUCCAUAAUUGGCUCCGUGCGCCCACCUGACCAGCAUGAGUCUGCCCUGUUGGAAGGUCAGGUGACCUACCUGGUGGUUGAAGGAACAGACCGAGACGGGACGUUUAUGGUCGAUCGUUUAAAGGGGGACGUGAUCCUGGUACGAGAGCUGGACUACGAGAAAGGGUCGAGGUACACGCUGCAGAUCGAGGUGUCCGACUUCUCGCAGGCGUUUCCCAGCAGCCACCUGGUGCAGCUGGAUAUCAACGUGCAGGACAGCAAUGACCACAGCCCCAUGUUUACUGAAGACCCUGUGACCAUAGUGAUCCCGGAGAACAUGGAGCCAGGGGCUUCCAUUUAUACCUUCCAGGCUUUGGAUCAGGACGGCAGUGGACCCAACAGUGAGCUACUCUACUCCAUCGAGCACCACUGGCCUAACACGCCUGACCUCCUCAUGCUCGACCCCGCCAGUGGUGUCCUCACCCUCGGGCAGACGUUGGAUCGUGAGGUGACACCCUCCCUGUACCUCGUGGUGCGGGCCACAGACCAGGCGGUGGAUCCCUCUGAGAGACGCUGGGGUUCAGUCACUGCCCGAGUUUUUGUGACCGAUGAAAACGACAACGCUCCAGUGUUUAGCUCUCCGUCAGCGGUCAGCGUCAUGGAGGAUCAGCCUGUAGGGUUUGUGAUUUUGUACGUAAUGGCUCGAGAUGAAGAUGAAGGAGAAAAUGGAAGAGUCUCUUACAGAAUCCAGGCAGGCAACAGCGCCGGUCGCUUCAGUCUGAACCCAAACACUGGCUCUCUCUCCAUCCUGAAGGCCUUGGACCGGGAAGAGCACGAGGUCUACAAUCUGACCAUCGUAGCAGAGGAUCAUGGGAUACCUCAGCUCUCCACAUCCCAGGUGUUGUGCGUGCAGGUGAUCGAUGUUAACGAUGAAGCUCCGGUGUUCCAGCGAGCGGAGUUUGAGACCCAGGUGAUGGAAAACCAAGGACCGGGGACUACCGUGUUGAAAGUGACCGCCACCGACAAAGACCAAGGAUCAAACGGGCAAGUGACAUACGGAGGUGUGACAGAGGAAGGCUUCAUCAUCAACCCUGUGACAGGAGUCAUCACCACCACGAGGGAGCUGGACGCAGAGCUGCAGAACCACUACACGCUCACUGUCUAUGCGAGGGAUGGAGGGUUGCCUCCCAACUUUGCUAAAGCUGUGGUUCGUGUGGAGGUGCAGGAUGUGAACGACAACACUCCGGUUUUUGCAAAGUCGUGGUAUGGACUGGAUGUGCCGGAGAACCAGGCAUCUGUAGAGCUGUGCUUUCUGAAGGCAACAGACCCGGACUCAGGUCCUGGUGGAGAGCUGGAGUACAGGAUCACUGCUGGGGACCCUGAUGGAGAUUUCCACCUCCACAGCAGCACAGGAGCCCUCUCCACCUCACGCAGCCUCGACAGAGAGGCAAAGGCUGAAUAUUCCUUGGAAGUGGUGGCAACAGACAAAGGCAGCCCUGCUCUCAGUUCGACUGUGACAGUGGAAGUCAAAGUGCUGGAUGUUAAUGACAACAGCCCGGUUUUUAAUAAAGGUAGCUACUCUGUGGAGUUAUCAGAGGACGCUGCGGAGGGGACCCAAGUUCUGGAGGUGGCUGCUGUAGAUGCAGAUGAAGAUCUGAAUGGGAAAGUUAUUUACUUCCUGAGCAAAGACGCACAUGGAGCAUUCACUGUGGAUGAGAACACGGGUGUCAUCACUACAGCUGCAGCUCUGGACCGGGAAAAACUGGCGUCAUACAGCUUCAAGGUGUUUGCAGUCGACCUUUCACCUGCUGCACCCAGGAAUUCCUCUGCUCAGGUGACAGUCACUAUCCUAGACGUCAACGACAACACUCCCAUCUUCAUCCAGGAUCCGCUAGUCAUUGAAGUGUCCAGCAAGCGUUCCCAAAGGGUCCUAGCCACCAUGAAGGCUGAAGACAAGGACUUUGGAGCCAACGGUUCUGUGUUUUACCGUUUUGCCAUGCCAGUGAAGGGCUUCAGCAUCAACUCACUGACCGGGGAGAUCCAGGCCACAGAGCCACUGGGAGAUCUGACUCAGGCUCAGAGGACUCUGAUAGUGGAAGCCAUGGACCAGGGCAGUCCAGCUCAGUCCGCGCAGGGAGUGGUGGUGAUAUACGUGAAGGAGGUGGAGUACAACGGGAUCCGCUUCUCUCGGAACGCCAGAGAUGUCAGCAUACAGGAGAACGCUGCAAAAGGCACAGCCGUGGCUCAAACUCAGGCUCAACACCCGGAUGGUACUCGUAAAGGCAUCAGUUACAGCCUCUUCAGUGGGAACAGACAACAGGCCUUCACCAUCAGCUCCUCAACAGGUGAAAUCAGGGUGCAGAGCUCCAUGGGUCUAGACUUUGAGGACACCCCCAGACUCCGUCUCGUUAUCAAAGCUGAAACCGUGUCCUCUACGUCUUACAUGGCUGUAAACCUGAUCCUGCAAGAUGUCAAUGACAACCUUCCUCGCUUCCAACUGCAGAAUUACGUGGCCUACAUGAAAGAAGCACAAGGAUAUGAAAUGCCAAUCAUACAGGUGCUGGCUGAGGAUGUGGAUCAGGGCCAGAAUGGUCAGGUGACCUACUCCAUCCAGUCAUCAGGCAUGAGCGGCUUGUUCAAAAUCGACCCGGUGACUGGAAGCAUCACCACUGCGGCCAUCAUGGACCGAGAGAUUUUCACCCAGACCAAGCUGGUAGUUACAGCAACUGACCGAGGAAGUCCUCGACUUGCUGGGUCUGCCACAUUGACGGUGAUCAUCGUUGACCAGAAUGACAACAGCCCCACUAUUCCCCUUCCCAAGGAAGUCCGCAUCCCAGAGAAUAUGCUGAUCGGCACAGAGAUCACUCUUGUGACAGGUAAUGACGUUGACUCCAGCCCGGCCCUCUCCUACUCCCUGCAGCUGGACCCGACAGCGUUAGGCAAGUUUGGAAUUCACCGCUACAGUGGAGGUGUUUCACUCACAGCCCCUCUGGACUUUGAGGAAAAGACCUGGUACACCCUGACUGUCAGAGCCACCGACAGCCAGCACCAGACUGAAGCCAACAUUACAAUACUGGUGGAGGAUAUUAACGACAAUGCACCUGCAUUCACCCAUGAUCUCUAUCAGGUAACUCUGCCUGAGCACACGCCACCAGGAAGUGCUGUUGUCACUGUAACAGCAACUGACAGAGACUCUGGAGACAAUGGAAAGAUCACCUAUAGAGUGAUGUCAUCAACCCAGGGAGGUUUCUACAUCGACCCCAACAACGGAACCCUGUUCAUCAAUCACAGAGCUGAGUUCGACCCUGAGCGUCCGUCAGUAAGUGUCGUCAUUGAAGCUCGUGAUGGUGGUUCGCCUUCACUCUUCUCCCUCACCACCGUCCAGGUCCAAAUCUCUGAUGUCAACGAUAAUGCUCCUGUGUUCCACCAAUCAGAGUACAGGGCCACAGUCUCAGAGGACACCAUCCUAGGGUCCACAGUCCUGACUUUUGAGGCCUUCGAUAGCGACCUUUCCCGUGAAAACUGUGGCUUUGACUUUGCCAUCGCCAGUGGCAAUGAGGGGAACGCUUUCCAGAUCGAAAGCAGCGUUCGCUUCUUGGAGGGGCGGGGCUUCCAGACAGUGGGAACUCUGCUGUUGGCUGAGGGGCUUGACUUUGAAACCAAGCCCCUUUACAACCUCACUGUAGUGGUUUCAGACCGCGGUGUCCCCCAGAGGAGUUCCAGUGUUGCUGCAGUGAUAACCAUCGGUGACGUGAAUGAUAACCCUCCAGUGUUCAGCCGGGCAGAAUAUGCUGUGUCGCUCAGUGAGGGAGCUGCUGCUGGGACUGAGAUAAUACGACUUUCUGCAACAGACCCAGACUCAACUCCCAACGCUGAGGUCCAGUACACUAUCAGCUCUGGGGAUGAGGUUAACUUGUUCACCAUGGACCAGUGGACUGGAGCGUUACGUCUCCAGCGAACACUCGACCGAGAGCACCAGUCCAACCAUAUCGUCAUCAUCCAGGCCACAGAUGGACAGGGUCACUUCGCACUGGCUCCAGUUUUUGUGGAAGUGAAAGACGUAAAUGAUAAUCAUCCAUUCUUCCCUGUGGAAGUCCUGACAGCUAGUAUCAGAGAAAACCAACCAGCCAACUCAGCCGUGACUGUUCUACAUGCCAUCGAUCAUGACACGGGCGUUUUUGGCCAACUUAAAUACUACAUGAUGGAGCGGUCUGGGACGGGAAAAGACAGCUUUGCAGUGGAUCAAAACUCUGGAGAAAUCAGGAGCAAAAUCCCCUUUGACUUUGAAAAGAUCAACUCCUUUAACUUUGUAGCAGUGGCGGUUGAUUCAGGAAACCACUCUGCCACCGUAACUGUCCAAGUGUUUGUUACAGGUGUGGAUGAGUACGACCCCCUCUUUAUAUCCUCUGAUUUCUCCUUUGAAGUCCCAGAGGGAGCAAAGAAAGGCCAGAGCAUUGGCCAGGUCCAAGCCAAUGAUGAAGAUGAAGGGGUGGAUGGUAUUGUUCUUUAUUCUAUUCCAACUAGCUCGCCGUACUUUGAUGUCAACAAAACCACUGGAGUGAUUUUCCUCAAGCUGGACAGUUCAGGCAGCAGUAGCAGCAGUGGCUCUGGGAGGACCAAGCGAGAAACCAGGCUGAUGACCGUGGAUGUGAAAGCUCAUAGUCCUCUGGAUACAUCUCGCACCACUUCAUCCCAGGUCUCCAUCGAUGUUACAAACACCAACUUUGGCCUGGCUCCUGAUGUCAAUGUCCUGCUGAUCAGCAUCAUCGCUGUGUCUCUUGGUUUCAUCGUGUUGCUGGUGGUCAUGGCUGUAGUGGUGUUCCUCGUCAAGUCACGCAGACGAAAGAAGGCCCAGGAUGCAGGAAACAGAACUGUUGCCUCAGGAACUGCUCUUCAGAAACUGGACGAGUGCAACUCCGGACAAGGAGGGGACAGGAUCUACCAUCAGGCACUGCCAGGGUAUGCUGGAGAUCAAGGAGCUGGUGGUGGUCCUUACACCAGAGGGGGCUCUCUGGAUCCUUCUCACUCCAGUGGAAGAGGGUCAGCUGAGGCAGCAGAGGACGAUGAGAUUAGGAUGAUUAACGAGUACCCCCGAGUUGCCUCCAUUACCUCAUCCAUGCAGGAGCACAUCUCAGCCAGAGGACCAGACUCUGGAAUCCAGCAGGACGCUGACCAGCUCUCUGAUAUCUCCUGUGAACCUGCAGCUUUGGAGGGCAGUACCUGGUUCAAAGGAAAGAAACUGGGAGGCAGUCUGAGUGGGACCUUGCUCUCUGGCCAGCUCCCAGUUUAUAGGGAUGAGGGAGGUGGAUACCUAGGAGUAGGACGUGGCCUAAACAUCUCCCUUCCAAAGGAUUAUGCCUUUCCUGAAGACGGUAAACCUGCAGUGGAUGGUUCUCUCACAGCGAUUGUUGCCAGUGAUGAGGAGCUACGUGGAAGCUACAACUGGGAUUACCUUCUAAACUGGUGCCCCCAGUUCCAGCCUCUGGCCAACGUCUUCACAGAGAUUGCCAGGCUGAAAGACGAAACAGCCCAGCAGAGCCAGAACCCUCGCCAGCCCUUCCAGACCAAGCACAAACUGGAUCCGAAACCAAGAAUCGACCCUCCACCACUCAUCACAUCUGUAGCCCACCCUGGAGCCAUGUCAGUGCCACCAAAGGUCCCAGUGAUUGGACGGACAUUCCCCCACUUGGCCUCGCUGCGUAGGUCUCCUAUCAGUCACGAGGGGUCCAUUUCAUCGGCAGCAAUGUCCCCGAGCUUCUCCCCUUCUCUGUCUCCUCUGGCAGCUCGAUCUCCGGCUGUGUCACCAUUUGGAGUCAACCAAGGGCCGUCAGCCUCCAUGAUCAGCACCAGAGAGCCCUCACUGGACCAAAGUCCUGAUCAUGAGAUGAGAAUAUGA
This is a messenger RNA of Notolabrus celidotus (New Zealand spotty), 9915 nucleotides long. RefSeq names its product protocadherin-16-like. The record is from RefSeq and is a predicted model, not a curated record. The transcript is spliced from 28 exons. Gene Ontology annotation, cellular component: cell-cell junction; plasma membrane. Gene Ontology annotation, biological process: homophilic cell-cell adhesion. Bases 1 to 9915 code for a protein of 3304 amino acids. Lineage: Eukaryota; Metazoa; Chordata; Actinopteri; Labriformes; Labridae. Gene Ontology annotation, molecular function: calcium ion binding.